Messenger RNA from Canis lupus familiaris (dog), 7023 nucleotides. RefSeq names its product serpin family I member 1 (gene SERPINI1). The record is from RefSeq and is a predicted model, not a curated record. Bases 533 to 1765 code for a protein of 410 amino acids. Gene Ontology annotation, biological process: negative regulation of endopeptidase activity. The transcript has 11 exons. Gene Ontology annotation, molecular function: serine-type endopeptidase inhibitor activity. NCBI's taxonomy places the organism in Eukaryota, Metazoa, Chordata, Mammalia, Carnivora, Canidae.
CAGCCGCUUCCCGCCGCCGCCAGCCGGGGCGGCCGCAGGAGCAGCAGGGGGAGGAGCGACAGCCGCCGAAUUCGCCAACUGGAGGAGCGGGAGGCGGAGCUUGGGUCCCUGUAGCAGCCCGAGGCGCAGGCUGGACUCUAGUUUCCCGGGAGAGCCCAGAGCAGGAGCUCGGGCGGAGCGGAGCGCGGUCCCGCGAGCAUCGGCUCCAGCAUCCCGCCAGGGGUUGCAGGUGUGUGGGAGAAUAAGUUGUAAAUGAAAACCUUUAACAGGAAGAUCUCAUUUAUCAAAUGGACCCAGAAUUCCUACCAAAACACCAAACCUCAGAACCUAUGAAGUUGAACUUCAUGAAGUUGCCAAGUGUUGACUGUUUUUGACCUACCAAAGAGAAAAAAAAAAAAAAAAAAAACCCUAUUCACACGGUUCAACCUAAUACAUCAGCUAUUCCAGCCUACCUAGUACUGUUCCAAACUGGAAUGUGUUGGUCAAGAGAGACUAAAAUAUAAUUUUGUUUCUAGGCUUAAGCACUCCCAUCAUGGCUUUCCUCGGACUCUUCUCUUUGCUGGUUUUGCAAAGUCUGGCUUUAGCGGCCACUUUCCCUGAUGAAACCAUUGCUGAGUUGUCGGUGAAUAUGUAUAACCAUCUUCGAGCCACUGGGGAAGAUGAAAAUAUUCUUUUCUCUCCAUUGAGUGUUACCUUCGCUAUGGGAAUGAUGGAACUUGGGGCCCAAGGGUCUACCUUGAAGGAAAUUCGUCAUUCAAUGGGAUAUGACAGCCUGAAAAAUGGUGACGAAUUUUCCUUCUUGAAGGAUUUUUCUAACAUGGUAACUGCUAAAGAGAGCCAGUAUGUGAUGAAAAUUGCCAAUUCUCUCUUUGUGCAAAAUGGAUUUCAUGUCAAUGAGGAAUUUUUGCAAAUGCUGAAAAAAUACUUUAAAGCAGAAGUGAAUCAUGUGGACUUCAGUCAAAAUAUAGCCGUGGCCAACCUUAUCAAUAAGUGGGUGGAGAAUAACACAAAUAAUCUGUUGAAAGAUUUGGUGUCCCCAAGAGAUUUUGAUGCUGGCACUCACUUGGCCCUCAUCAAUGCUGUCUAUUUCAAAGGGAACUGGAAGUCACAGUUUAGACCUGAAAAUACUAGAACCUUUUCCUUCACUAAAGAUGAUGAAAGUGAAGUCCAGAUUCCAAUGAUGUAUCAACAAGGGGAAUUUUAUUAUGGAGAAUUUAGUGAUGGCUCCAAUGAAGCUGGUGGUAUCUACCAAGUUCUAGAAAUACCCUAUGAGGGAGAUGAAAUAAGUAUGAUGCUGGUAUUGUCCAGACAGGAAGUUCCGCUGGCGACUCUGGAGCCGUUGGUCAAAGCACAGCUGAUUGAAGAAUGGGCAAACUCUGUGAAGAAACAAAAAGUGGAAGUGUACCUGCCCAGGUUCACAGUGGAGCAGGAAAUUGAUUUAAAGGAGGUUUUGAAGGCUCUUGGAAUAACUGAAGUUUUCAUCAAAAAUGCAAAUUUGACAGCUUUGUCUGAUAACAAGGAGAUUUUCCUUUCCAAAGCAAUUCACAAGUCCUUCAUCGAGGUUAAUGAAGAAGGCUCAGAAGCUGCUGCAACCUCAGGAAUGAUUGCAAUUAGUAGGAUGGCUGUGCUGUAUCCUCAAGUUAUUGUGGACCAUCCAUUUUUCUUUCUUAUCAGGAACAGGAGAACAGGUACAGUCCUAUUCAUGGGACGAGUCAUGCAUCCUGAAACAAUGAACACAAGUGGACAUGAUUUUGAGGAACUUUAAAUCAUUUCGUAUGCAAAAGAGUAACCACACACUAUGUUUGCAACUGGUAUAUUUAAGAUUUGUGUUUUACACUAUAUCUUAUGAUAAUAUUUAAAAAUAGUUCCAGAUAAAACAAUGUAUGUAAAUUAUAAGCCAACCUGUCAAGGAAUGUUAUCAGUAUCUUUGAGGUAAUAGUCCUGUGGUGUCGUUGUGUUUGUUGUGCUGGUAUUUAAAAUAAAAGUACAUAUUGAUCAUGUGAACAAUUCUGUUUUCAUUUUCCAAGUUGUAGUGUAAGGCUACUUCUAGGUAAAAUUUGGAAACGGUGAUGUUUUUGGACAUCUUAAAUCUUUCAUAAUCACGCAAAACCAAAGCAGUGUAGGAAAUUAGCAUUAUUACACUAUGAUACCAUAAUGAUCGAUGCAAGUCAGAUGAAGACAAGCACUCAACUCCACAAAAACUCUAAUUGUCAUUUCUCUGAGGAUGGUAAAUGGUGUAGGAUAAAAGAAUAUAAAUGAACAUCUUCUGUAAGCUCUAUGAUAAAAGUUGAUAGAAAAAAUAGGACCAUGCAAACCCCUAGAUUAUGGCUAUAGCUUAUUUACUAUGUCUUUAAACCCUCCCUGGGUUUCAGCACCUGAUGUAGAUUAGAGACCUGCUAUAUCACCGUGUUUUGCUGCUGCAGUAAAAUCCAAAUUACAACAAAGUUCCCAAAAGUCCCCAAAUAAGUUGUAUGAGCAAAUUAAUACAAGGUAUGCCCUUUGAUAGGUCACCAGAAAAUUAAUAAGAAAAACCAUGCUAAUAUAGAUACUGGAAACUGGCAGGUCGAGGGCUGAAUGCUGCCCUCAGAGAUGCUGUUUGUUCCAUGUGGAAGAUUUUUAUGUUUUGAACUUGAAUGUCCAUACUUGGGGUAUCACAAUCCCGGUUUCUCCCAUUGGUCACCUGAUGCCUCUUGGAUGCAUUUGUAUCUGGGACCUCUGGAGGGUUCUAGUAAGUACUUUGCAGAAUAUAUUCAUCUUAUUUCCUAGCACAAGAAGUAGUUAGUUCCAGUGCGGCCCUGACCGCUUCUUAAGAUCUCCAGUAAAUUACUUAGUUAUCCUUUGGCUAAGAUAAUGAUAUUCCUUGGGGCUAGGGGUGGGUGGGGAAGGAGCUGAGGGAGAAUGAUUUCAUCAUGUUCCGUGAAUGGAACCAGGCCCAUUUGACACCAUGUUUUUCACUCUAUGAUUAAUGAUCAUAGAAAAAGCUUGAAGCAUUUUCAGAACCUAACAGAAACAAUUUGCAUGUGACUUUCUUGUGUGUAAGAUGUUUUCCUAUGAUUUGGAGCUGUCAACAAGAAGUGAUAUUAUCACUAACUUUGAUUCUGUUCAGGGUAAUCAUUGUUUUGGGAGACCAGGCUUCACCCUAGACCUACUGAAUUCUAAACUCUGGGGAAAAAUUUGAAAAUCUAUGUCUGUGACAAGUUCCCUUGGUGACUUUGUGAUACACCAAAUCUUAAAUAUUUCAAAAAAUAAAGGAUACACAUGGAAUGCUUACUUAUAUUGAAAGCACUAGAUUGUAAGCUUACUUAUAUUCUAAGUAGUUGUUUAGAUAUGGUUAAUUUAUAGAAAAUUAGACCAAUCAGUAAAGUAUCCUAAAGUAUCAGUACUUCUCCCACUUUAUGUGUAAGGAAGUAACUGGGGAUCUUAUUAAAAAUGCAGAUUGUUAUUUAGUAGGUCUGGCGUGGGAUGUGAAGUCUUGCAUUUCCAAUAAGCUCCCGGGUGAUAUGAUUGCUAUUGGUACAUGAACUCGGGUUGGUAUCAAAACUCCAUGUAACCUAAGGUUUGCAUGUCUGAUACUUUUAUAUGUAGAAACAGAAAAACUGUAUAAUAUUCCUACAACUUGGAGAAAUAUAGGGGGUGGGGUAGUAGUGUACAUUAAAAAUGCAAAGCACUUACACAAAAAGAGAAAAAUGGCUUUACUCUAAAGUUCCUUUUUUCAUGUACGUACUAUGUAAAAAUUCAGACUUCCUCUGCAUUUUAGAACACUUGAAAUGUACGCUUUAAAAAUAUAGAGACAUUUAUAGGCAAUGGCCACAAAAAAAAAUUUAUGAAUACCCAAGGACACAAUACUUAACACUGAAUCUUUUACAGCUUAUGUAUUCAGAAGACUUAUAGUUUAUUCAUAAAGCUGAGGUUAUUGUAGAACAGUGCUCUUGUUUUCAUUUAUAAUGUACACAGACUGGGCUAACUGAUGUUGAUUCACUAUUGGUAUUCAGAGUUUGUGAUAUUCUUCGUUGCCAUGUCGCUGCUUAUUAAGCGUUACAUAUAUUGCUAUAUCUGUAUGUCCAUCAGUCAACCAAAUGGGUUACCUAUAAGGAAGAGUAAACAUCAUUAGGCAAGUGUAUGAAUUUUAUAAAACCCUAAAUGCAAUUUUUAUUAGCUUAUAUAAGAUUAAACGCUACUAUUCAGAAUGUUUACCUUAAAAUAUUUCAACACGAUUUAGCUGUCCCUUAAAUGAAAAUGGGUUCUGCUUGUAUUAGCAUGUCCGUGGUGUGCUUAAAAAUAGAAUACUUAAUAGCACCAGGUUUUUCCUAGUGUUUCGACUUGUUUAUGAUUUCAAUAUCUCCUGUUCUAUUGAAAAGGUCACAUCUCAUAGUUCAGUUGCAUUUCCUUUAAAAAUGUGUAAGUUAUCACACACACACAUGCACACUGUGCACAUCUUAUGGAAAUUCCUUUCUCUUUGUAUAUGUAUUUUGGGAAGAAAUCAGCAAUAAUAUAUCUUUUUAUUUUCAAUCUCUCCAGCUCUGCUGAGGUAUCAUUGAUAAAUAAAUUGAUGUGUAUUUCAAGUGUACGAUGAGAUUUCAUAUACGUACACAGUGUGAAAUGAUUACCACAAAUUGAGAAACACAUCCAUUAUCUCACAUAUCUGACCUUUGUGCGUGCGUGGUAAGAUUUACGGUCUUUGCAAAUCACAAGCAUGCAAUAUAGUAUUCUAACGACAGUCACCAUGCUGUACCUUAGAAUCCUAGAACUGGUUCAUUUUACAACUUGUUCAUCAUUGGCCAAUGUCUCUCCAUUUCCUCCAGCCCCUGGCAACAACCAGUCUACUCUAUUUUUAUGAGUUCUACUAUUUUUUUUUAAGAUUCCACAUUAUGACUGAGAUCUUACAAUCUUUGUCUUUCUUUCUUUGCUGAUUUCACUCAGCCAUAGGGUCCUGCAGAUUCAUCCAUGUUGUUGAAACAGCAAGAUUUCCUUCUUUUUUUUAUGGUUAAUACUGUUCUUUUGUAUAUUUGUGUGUGUGUAUAUAUAUAUAUAUAUAUUGCAAAGGAAGAUAUAUAGAUAUGUAGGUAUGUAUAUUACAUUUUCUUUAUUCAUAUAUCAGUGGACACUUAGGUUGUUUUCACAUCUUGGCUAUUAUGAAUAAUACUGCAAUAAACAUGAGAAUACAGUUAUCUCUUCAAGAUAUCCGACUGUUUCCUUUGGAUGUAUAUUUUAGAUAUUAACCCUUUAUCAACGUGUGAUUUGCAUAUACUUUCUCCCAUCCUGUAGGUCGCCCUUUUCAUUUUGUUGAUGAUUUCAUUUGCUGUGCUAAAGCCUUUUUAUUUGAUCGAGUCCCACGUGUCAUUUUUGCUUUGGCUGCGUGUGUUUUUGCCAAAAAUCUAUCGCCAAGACCAAUGUCAAGGAGCUCUUUCCCUGUGCUUUUUUUCUAAGCGGGCAAACAUGGAGAAUAUGAUACUGAGCACAGCCGCUUUGUUUCAUGUCUGCCAACAAAGUUAUUCUUGAGGGACUGUUGAAGCCUCUACAUGCACAUAAAAAUAGCUUAUGGAAAAAGAAAUCUGUCUCCUGAAGAGAAGGAGAGAGAUUUCCACAGAAGAAUCAGUUUGUUUGUUUUUCAUUAAUUACUUUGGUUCAAAGUGUAGGAGAUAGUUUAACAUUAAUAAGCUAGGAGCUAAUGGUGCAUCCUGUUCAUAUUGGUUUCUGAUUUGAGUGAGACAAAGAUCCAUAUAUUUUGUGAGAAGGAUAUUUAAUUAAUGAAAAUAUAACCAGUGCAAAUAAAACACUUACUGUCCUUUGUCCAAAUACACUCUUUAUUAUACAUUAAGUAUAGAUGAACUUUUCCUCUAUUUGAAAAUUGCAGAGUUUUUUGUUUAACUGGGGAGAAAUGAAGUCGUUAUGUGUGACAUAUGGCAUGUUCCAGAAAAUGUUUCUUCAGCAGUCAUCACAGCUUCUAGCUGAUAUAGCAGUUCUUUUUCUCUUUCUCAAAUAGGAGACAAUGUUUCAUCUCUCUCCUUUUCUGGAAGUUUUGUGAUAAUUCAUGGAUACAUAAAUCUGACAUUUGUUCACACAAUUGCUCUUUGCUCUGUCUGUUAUUCAAAGAAAAUUGCUGAUGGAGAGAUUAUCUUUUUUCUGUAUGAUUGAGUGACCCCUCUUCGGGUGUUUUCUGCUUAAAUAUUUAUAACCAGAUAGCUAUGGAAAAAAACACAGGCUGUGUGUGAUAUGGGAGAGAACCAAGUUUGAACACCAGAUCUGCCGCUUACUAGUUAGUUAUGUGUCCUUGGAACAAAUUGUAUGAUCUAUAUUUUCAAAUACUAGCAUCUAUCUACUUCAUAAGAUUGAAUGAUAUAAUAUGCAUAAGGAAUAGAAUAGGUAUUUGACACAUAUUAGUCACUCAUGGAAGGCAGGCUAUUAGCAUGAACAUUAUCAUACUGCAGAUCUUCUAAGGCACAUAAUUUCUCACAUUUUAACACUUAUGAAAAUAGAGUGAUCAAUAGUGUCUCGCAAUUGCCGAAAAGGUGGCAGCCGUAACAUAGAUGGCAUUGCUUGUGCAUGUAGGACUCUUGUUGCAUGACGAUUGUCUAACUGUAAUCCCUUGGCUUUUCCACCAGCAACUAUUUGAGAACAAAUCAUAAUGACUAUUUGAGGAAGCAUCGUAAAUCCAGGAUAUUGUCUAAAAACCUUUCAUUGACUUUUUUUCCUGUAAGAUAAAGUGCCAGUUUCCAAAUUUGUAGAAUAGUUGUCAACAGUUCUAGAGAUAAAACUUGCAGUUUGGGCAUGACUGUGUCACCAAGGUUCUCAGGGGCAUUGAGGACAAGGGUGUGGGCAAAUAAGACAUCAAACACUGCAGGGAAAGUGACGUGGCCUCUGUGUUUUAGAAACACUGUAUUUUUGCUUACCUUGCAUUGUAUUUUGCAUACUUUCAUUUUAAAAUGUACAUAACUCUGACAUAUAAUAGAAUUUAUUCAAAUAAAUCUAAAAGACAUCCUUAAUGUUUUGAAUGAGUUUAAAAUAAACAUUUACUGUAUCCAA